Messenger RNA from Erinaceus europaeus (western European hedgehog), 2900 nucleotides. It is a transcript of the gene POLK, whose product is annotated as DNA polymerase kappa. Lineage: Eukaryota; Metazoa; Chordata; Mammalia; Eulipotyphla; Erinaceidae. The transcript has 16 exons. The record is from RefSeq and is a predicted model, not a curated record. Bases 178 to 2784 code for a protein of 868 amino acids. Gene Ontology annotation, biological process: error-prone translesion synthesis. Gene Ontology annotation, molecular function: damaged DNA binding; DNA-directed DNA polymerase activity. Gene Ontology annotation, cellular component: nucleus.
CUCUAUGGGGAGCAGAAGGUGGGAGUUCUGGCCUCUGUAGCACAGCAGGCUAAGCGCACAUGGUAUGAAGCACAAGAACUGGCAUGAGGAUCCUGGUUUGAGCCCCCAGCUCCCCACCUGCAAGGGGGUCGCUCUGGAGAGAUAAUAAAAAGGCCAUUUUAACUUGAAGUUUGCAGUAUGGAUAGUGCCAAAGAGAAGAAUGACCUCUGCAAAGAUGACCUUCUGCUUAGGGUGGGACUUAAUGAUAACAAGGCUGGAAUGGAAGGAUUGGAUAAAGAGAAAAUUAACAAAAUCAUAUUGCAAGCCACAAAGGGAUCCAGAUUUUAUGGGAAUGAACUUAGGAAAGAAAAACAAGUCAAUCAACGAAUUGAAACCAUGAUGCGACAGAAGGCUCACAUCACCAGUCAGCAACUAAGGAACGCACAGUCACAGGUGAACCGAGUCGCGAUGGAGUUAGAGCAGAGUCGUGACCUGAGCAACACCAUCGUGCACGUCGACAUGGACGCUUUCUAUGCGGCGGUGGAAAUGAGGGACAACCCGGAGCUGAAGGACAGGCCUAUCGCCGUGGGGUCCAUGAGCAUGUUGUCUACUUCCAAUUACCACGCCAGGAGGUUCGGUGUUCGUGCAGCCAUGCCAGGAUUCAUUGCCAAAAGGCUCUGCCCACAUCUUAUUAUAGUACCCCCCAACUUUGACAAAUAUCGAGCUGUGAGUAGUGAGGUUAAGGAAAUACUUGCUGAGUAUGAUCCCGAUUUUAUGGCUGUGAGUCUUGAUGAAGCCUACUUGAACAUAACAAAGCACUUACAGGAAAGACAAACUUGGCCAGAGGACAAAAGAAAGUAUUUCCUUAAAACAGAGAACUUUCUAGAAAACGAGAAACCAGGAGCAGAUGUCAACAACCAGGAACAGUGGAGUGCCCUGCAGCGAGCCGUCUCUCCACUGCUGUUUGAAGAUAGCCCUCCUGAUUGGCAGCCCUCAGGAAACUCUACCCAAGUGAACUGCGAAGGACAAAAUAACAGUCCACUACUCCCAAAUACUGUUGUUUUUGGAACAUCAGCGGAGGAAGUGGUAAAGGAAAUUCGUUUUAGAAUCGAGCAAAAAACAACACUGACAGCUAGUGCAGGCAUCGCCCCAAACACAAUGUUAGCAAAGAUCUGCAGUGAUAAGAAGAAGCCUAACGGACAGCACCAGAUCCUCCCGGAUAGACAGGCUGUGAUGGACUUCAUCAAAGACUUACCCAUUAGAAAGGUUUCGGGAAUAGGGAAAGUCACAGAGAAAAUGCUUGGGGCCCUGGGGAUUGUUACUUGUACAGAACUCUACCAACAGAGGGCAUUACUUUCUCUCCUUUUCUCCGAAACAUCUUGGCAUUAUUUCCUUCAUGUCUCCCUGGGCCUAGGCUCAACACACCUGACAAGGGAUGGAGAGAGAAGAAGCAUGAGUGUGGAGAGAACAUUCAGUGAGAUAAAUAAAGCAGAAGAACAGUACAGGUUGUGCCAAGAACUUUGCACUGAGCUUGCUGAAGACAUGCAGAAAGAAGGACUUAAGGGCAGAACUGUGACCGUUAAGUUGAAGAACGUGAACUUCGAGGUCAAAACUCGUGCGUCUACCGUCUCGUCUGUUGUUUCUACUGCGGAAGCAAUAUUUGCUGUUGCCAGAGAAUUGCUAAGAACCGAAAUUGAUGCUGCUUUCCCACACCCCUUGAGGCUAAGACUUAUGGGUGUGCGGCUGUCUGGUUUCUCCAGUGAAGAUGACAAGAAACACCACCAAAGGAGCAUCAUAGGCUUCCUACAGGCUGGAGACCCAAACACAGGCUCUGUGCCGGAGAAAACUGACAAAGAUCGGCUUCUGAAGCCCCUGGAAACGUCUCAGAAGAAAAGUUUCUUUGAUAAAAAACGAUCAGAAAGAAAAUGGACACAUGAAGACACAUUUAAAUGUGACACAUCAGAUAAACAAAGCCUACCGAUAUCACAUCCAUGCCAAGUUCUGAAGAAGAGAAUGCGGGAGAAUUCAGAAACACCUGAGGAUUCAGAUGACCGUCAGAUCUUCACCUGUCCUGUUUGCUUUAAGAAGCAGGGACACAUCAGUCUGGGAGCCUUUAAUAAACACAUAGACGCAUGUCUUGAUGGACCCUCCACCAGUGAAAAUUCCAGAAUGUUCUCAUAUUCACACACUUCCUGUGUGGAAGUCGGCAACAGAGAACAGCGUUCUUUUUCACUCUGUGAGAACCACAAUCACGAAGCCAGUCGGGAAAAUACAGAAAUCAAUUCAGUAGAUUGUGACGAUUUGGUAGAAAUUACAAGCCACCCAUCUGAAACAGGUUUGCACAAUUUAAAUAAUGAACGGAACACAGAGGAGUGUUCUGAUCUCGCAAGAAAAUCACUUAACACUGAGCACCAUCACCCGCUUUCUGCUUGUACUAUUUCACUGGGAAGCCAAGGUGUUGGGCCACUGAGUGAGCAACAACCCCUUCAGCCUCACUUAAACGAAAUAACAAAGCAAGCACUCGUGUGUCCCGUUUGUAAUCUAGAGCAAACAUCGUCAGACCUUACCCUGUUCAAUGGGCAUGUGGAUGUUUGCUUAAAUAAAGGCUUCAUCCAGGAACUCAGAAAAGAGGAAGUUAGCCUGGCUAAGCAACCCAAAGACGGCACCAAACGUACUGGUAAUUCAGACAGAACACACAAGACUGUCACAAAAACAAAAAGGCCAGGACUAAUGGCAAAGAAUUCAGCAUCAAAGAAAAUGCAAGAAAACCAUCCAAGAAACACCCUUGAUGUAUUUUUUAAAUGAACAUUGCCACACAUUUUAUGAUGCUUUUUUUAACUGAAACUUCAUUUUAUAAUGAAUGAAUUGUUUGUUUCUCAGUGAAAAUAUACAGAUCUUGUUAGUAAAAGUCUGGCACAGCA